Molecule: messenger RNA, 466 nt
Organism: Rhincodon typus (whale shark)
Lineage: Eukaryota; Metazoa; Chordata; Chondrichthyes; Orectolobiformes; Rhincodontidae
Gene: manbal
Product: mannosidase beta like
Exons: 2
Coding region: 188-466 (92 amino acids)
Cellular component (GO): membrane
Source: RefSeq, a predicted model, not a curated record
GGAGUUGAGGUUACUCUGAGAAAGGAGAGGGACAGUGGGUGUUACUUCCGGCUGUCAAGGGGGUUGAAUGAGCAGCAGCUUCCUGGGAAAUGUGGAGUGCAGAUGAUACAUAGCUUGGCAAAAUAAAACUGCAUUAGAAGCGUUUGUGAAGGGCGUCCAGAAAGACAAACAGAAGUACAGCAGAAGAAUGGCUACAGAAUUCGAUCUGUCUCCUCCAGAAAUACCAGAACCGACCUUUUUUGACAACGUCCUGCGUUAUGGCUUGUUCCUAGGGGCAAUUUUCCAGAUUAUCUGCAUAUUGUCUAUCUUAUUACCUUCUUCUAAAUCAUCAGAGCCAGUAAGAACAAAUUCACUCACUUUUCUUCUAACUCGUAAAAAAGAUAGUGCUUCCAAUUUGAAGGGGAUCAAAAAGCCAUUGUUGGCUUCAUUGCUCAUUGUGGUGAAUUUAGUGAUGGCUUUACCAUGA